CAAGAGAGGAGCGGGCAGCCGUGCUCCCCCGAGAGACAGAGGGGGGAAACAGAGCCGCGCUCCUGCCUCGCGACCGCGCCGGCCGCCGCCGCCGUCCCCUUUACGCUGCUAGGUUUCCUCCUACUCCUCCUUGUCUCCUUUCUUCUCGGCCUCCUGGUCCGGUGACGGCGGGUGAGCGUGGCGGUCCGCGAAAACGAGCACCUGGGCAGCGGCGAGUCUCGUUCCAUGGCGGGGCACUUGCUGGUGGCGGUGACGGGGAGGAGGAGAAGAUGGUGGGAGGCGCCAUUGUUUGCGGCGGAGCAGCGCGCGACGCUGGUUAACGUGAAGCUGAAGUUGGUCAAGGAUCCGGCGCUCGACGGGGCGUUGUCGCGGCAGCGCCACCUCCGCGCUGCCCACCACCUGCUCGACCUCGCGUCCUCGCGGCCCGGCCACCGCAUCUCGUGCCCCGAGCUCCUCGCCGACAAGUACGUCCACAGGAUGUUUGGCUCCGCGGCCGCUGCGCUCGCCUUCCUCCGCAGAUACCACACCCUGUUCGCGCUCUCCCGCCGCGGUGGAGGCGGCGUGUCCCUCACGGACGCAGCGCUCGGCCUCCGGUGCCGGGAACUGGACUGCCUGGACGCCUCGGGGCCCGACCUGCUCGCUCGCCUCCGCCGCCUCCUCAUGCUCACCCUGCCGCGGUCGCUCCCGCUCCACACUGUCGACCUUCUCCGCUGGGACUUGGGCCUGCCUCGCGACUACCGCGCAUCAAUCCUCGGUCGCCACCCUGACCACUUCGCCCUUAGGCAGCCCGAGGGUGACGAGCGCAUCUGGCUCCACCUCCUCUCCUGGGACGACCGUCUGGCUGUCUCGGAACUCGAGAAGGCUGCGGCGGGCGGCGACACCACCUGCCUCCCAUUUCCGGUGAGCUUCACGAGGGGGUUUGGCCUGAGGAGCAAGUCUAUGGACUGGCUGAAAGAGUGGCAGACGCUUCCAUACACUAACCCGUACGCCGACGCCUCCGGCCUUGACCGUCGCACUGAUGUGUCAGAGAAGCGGAAUGUCGGAGUGUUCCAUGAGCUGCUGCACCUCACAUUGGCAAAGAGGACAGAGCGCCACAACGUGAGCAACAUGAGGAUGCUUCUUGGCAUGCCACAGAAGUUUACCAAGGUAUUUGAGCGUCACCCGGGCAUUUUUUACCUUUCAAGGAUACAUGGCACACAGACAGUUGUACUCAGGGAAGCUUACGGUGGCACGAGCCAGCUGCUUGAGAAGCAUGCACAUCCACUUGUUGCUAUCAGGGAGGAGUAUGCCACCAUGAUGAGGGCUGCAUUGCCACCAAGGAAAAGCAGAGAAAGCUGCAACUAUUGUGGUGAACUGGACGAGGAAAGUGAGGGAGAAGAAGGAACUGAACUCUCUUAAUGAAUGUCUUGUUGGCUCAAUUGAUUCUUAGUGCACCUGAAUGAAGCAAAGCUAGUGACUUGAGUGAAUGGAUGCUCUCUGAUGGUUCAGAGCUACAAAUGCAUUGGAGAUUGAAAAAUGGAAUAUACUCCCUCUGUUCCAAAAUAAUUGAAGUUAUAGGUUUGUCCUAAGUCAAACUUCAUUAACUUUGACCAAGUCUAUAUAAAAAUAUAUCAACAUCUACAACACCAAAUCUGCUUCGUUAGAUUCAUUAUGAUAUGUAUUAUCAUAUAAUAUACUCCCUUUGUCCCAAAGUUGUACUAAGGUUGGAACACUUAUUUUGGGACGGAGGGAGUGUUUAACAUUGUGGAUCUUAGCAGAUUUUUCUAUAGACUUUACCAAACUUCAAAAAGUUUCACUUAGGACAAUCCUACAACUUCAGUUCUUUUGAAAUGGAGGGAGCAGCUAACAGCAAGCGCCUUUUCUUGUCCAGAAAAAAUAUUUGUGGUUUUAAGGACAUUGUUGCUUAGCAGACUGGGAUGCCGUUUGAGUAUGGGGCCAAACAGUACCUACCUUGGAUGUUUGUCUCUGUUUUUCUAAAGAUGACCUUUUCUUCCCUGUUAUGCUGUCCUAAAAGGCCAAUGUCUUCAAGCAUAGUUAUAUAGGGCCUGGUUAUGUUUGGAAGAGCAGCUUUGAUUUUCCUUGCAGCCAUAUACAAGUUAGAAUUUUACAUUUUGCGUCCUUCAGAAACCAGACAGAGCCAACUUCAACGGUCUUUUACUUUAGGAAAUCAUAUGGUGGGCUAGAGAAUCACCAAUUAUACUUGCCUAUAAGGUGACGUUAAGCAGUAAGAAAUAUGUACUGAGCAUUCCUGUUAAAAAAAGCAAAUAUGAUCUGAACAAUUAUCUCCUGUAAUCAUUUGCAGUUCAGUACAUCUGGUCAACUGGUCAUAUUGCACUGCGAGGCAAUGCUAUGAUGGCCACAGGCAUAUCCAUUGUUCUUCCGUUUAUCACAAUGGAAUUCAGAAGGAACCUUUUGGAGCAUUUCAGCUGGUGAAGAGCUGGAGGAUCUCUAAAGGAAUGAAGAACGACUGGUCACAGCAGCGGGAACAGGGACAUCUGCCAGUUUAUCUGUGGUUGUUCAUCACCGAAGACGAGAUAAUACAGUAGCCUAACCACACUUUCGAAGAGCUUAGCUCUUUCUUGAUGCAUGUUAUUAACAAUUGCGGGCUGCAAUGCUUCAUGUAAUUAAGGCUUGUUUGUGGUUAGAUGUCAGGCAGUGCUAAGAUGUUCACCAAUUCACCAUUUCCUCAAAGCUUCUGCCCAAAACUGUUUCGUUUUAAUGCAUGUUCCUGAAUGACUGUAAUAUUGUGUUGCAUCUUCCUGAAGGACUGUAAUAUUGUGCUAAGAUGUCUCGUGAAAGAUU
This is a messenger RNA of Triticum urartu, 2802 nucleotides long. The record is from RefSeq and is a predicted model, not a curated record. Lineage: Eukaryota; Viridiplantae; Streptophyta; Magnoliopsida; Poales; Poaceae.